Molecule: messenger RNA, 2430 nt
Organism: Dentiscutata heterogama
Lineage: Eukaryota; Fungi; Glomeromycota; Glomeromycetes; Diversisporales; Gigasporaceae
Source: the annotation of a GenBank genome assembly
AUGGAAGGUGACGACAAUAGUUUUCGCGUAGAGUUGUUGGAAUGUGCAAAACUUUUGAACUUGCCAAACGAUGAUUAUACGCGAGAACUAAUUGCACAAAUCCAGCUAGAUUACCUUUAUGUACCACAAGAUGAAAAGGAAUCUAUCUUACUUUUAGUUUCUGAAAGUGAACAAUCUAUAAAACAUCAAUUAUUGGGAAAAUGGUGCUUAAAUGAUUUGGAUGCAACCAUUUUCUUUACAGAGGUGUUAGACGACCUCAGGAUUCAGGAUCUAAAUCUAUGUUGUGACAUCUAUGAAGAUGUAGCUACUCGCGAGUCUCAUUUUAUGGAAGAGCCGAUACUUCCUAGUAGCAUACAAAAGAAUAAUGAAUCAAAUCUGUAUCCAAUACCGACUUUAAACCAAUUGUCCAACAAACUACCGAUUACGGAUGUCUCUUCUGAACCUUUCACAGAAAACGAGAUGCAGCGAUUUACAUUGGAUGAUUUAUGUUUAUCACAUCAUGAAGUGGUAGAUGAUAUUACAAAUAUUAUGUCAUUCUUAAAGGAAAAUGACGUUCGCAACUAUAAUGAUUUUAUUAUUUCGGUCAAAGAAUUAAAAUUUGAGAAUCAUUACAUUGAAGAACCUUUAAUUUCGAUAAAAGCUAAUAAAAGCGUACAAGAUCUGCCAACUAAAAUUAUUGAAGUUGUUCCCCUGAUUAUAAAUGAUAUUGAUGUGAACAUUAAGAAUGAUCAAUUAGUUCCUGAGGAAACUGGUGUAAAAGCACCUUUAGAGAUGUUAAAUAAAUGGGAAAGAAUUGAUGAAUCAACCCUUGAUAUUGAGAAAAUUCCAGAUUAUGGUUGUGUAGAAUUUGAUGUUCCAAUUGAUCUAUUUUUGCCUUCCCGCGAGACCCUUCAAUUAGGCUUAAAUUUAUUUUGUAUCUCACCGUUAAUAAACGAAGAGCCCGCAAUGAUACCUGUAAAAUAUGAUCCUUUGGAGAUAGAUCGUAGAAAACGGCGUAAAACCGAUUUCGGAUCAGAGACUGAAGAUGCGAAUGACAAAGACGUGACAAUAACGGAAUCUUUAGCACAAACAAUCAAAUCUGUGGUAUCUGAAGAUGAUGAUACCUUAAUGCAUCAGAAAUUAGAUGAUCAGACAGCGCUUCAGUCAGAUCUUGAGAAGAUGCUAAAAGUUGAAAACCCUGAUGAAAAUUGGAAAUCUGUCAUUAUGCGGCAAUCAAUGGACGAACUAGAAGGAUUAAAAUUCAAGGUUCCGCAAUUACCACAUCCUGUUUCACAAAUCACUAGAGGAAGUGCAAAUGAUGAUGAUGGCGCUUCAUUCCCUUUAAUACCAACUAAAAUUUCUGACUUAAUUGCGCGUCCAAAUUCAUUGCAUUCUGAUUUUCAAAUAUUGACAUCAUUUAGUGGAAUGAAAGCUUUAGAGUUUGAGUUGCAUUGGAAUCCAAUUAAAAAAAAUACCUCUCAAAUAGAAUUUGAACAAAUCGUCAACAUGAAGCUUUCAUCUCAGGAAAUGUCAGACACUCUUAAUGAUCUAUGUAGCUGUGCUAUCAGUGAUGAUAUUUUGGAUACGGUAGAUGUGCAAUUUUUUGAUAUUCAUGAUUCACAUUUGAUAACAAGGAAAAAAGGAAAGCAUGAAAGUGGUCACAAGUCAAAAAGAUUAGAACUCGAAGAAGAAGCUUCUUCUUUGAUAGCACCAAGGUGUAUCAAUAACAACAAUUUUAUGACAGAUUCUUGCAAAGAGACGCUUGCAAAAAACAUUCCACAUCAAUCCCACCUUAAAUCUAAUCAUAAAAAAAAAGAGGUUCCUGUCGGCAAUUCCGCUGAUAUCCGCGAUUUACUGCAGACUGACAUUAUACCGUCAAAAAUGAAAAUUUCCCCCGACAUACCCGGUUUAUCUAGCGCAGAUAGAGUCAUAAAAUGGCUUUCCAGCUAUGAUGAAUCGAUUUCGGUAAAUAAGGAUAACGAUGUCCACACAAAUAAUGUAGAUUUAUCUGAAUUUUCUCCUAAUGAUGGUGAAGUCCCAGUUGAGAAUUCUUCAUCGUAUUCUAAUGAACAGCACAACUUUAGUACCUUUCGAAAUACAUCCUCCAUAUGUAAUGAUGUUUCGUCAAAAACAUUGUUUGAUUUUAAGAAUGUACAAGAUUCUUUUACCAAACCAAAUGAUUUCAAAUCUGGUACUUUUUCGGCAAAAAAGUCAAUAGAUGAUUUUUUGAUUCUGCGAGGAAAAAUUACACAGAAUGAACGUCGAGAUAUUGAAUUAAAAAAAAGAUUCCAUUUCGUAAUCAAAAAUGGAGAAGAAUCAAAACAAGUAGUUCCCAGUAUCAAACCAUCAAACGAUAACGACAGACAUACUCGUUAUCCAUACCUAGUCCCUUCGGGGUCACAGCUUACUGACAGUGACAAAAAUGUGCAAAUUCCGAUAAUUUACUCUCAU